This is a messenger RNA of Colletotrichum aenigma, 663 nucleotides long. RefSeq lists its product as uncharacterized. The record is from RefSeq and is a predicted model, not a curated record. The coding region runs from base 1 to 663 and encodes 220 amino acids. NCBI's taxonomy places the organism in Eukaryota, Fungi, Ascomycota, Sordariomycetes, Glomerellales, Glomerellaceae. The transcript is spliced from 3 exons.
AUGAAGACCUUCUCCGCUACUCUCGUCGCCGCCUUCGCCGCUGUCGCCCAGGCUGUCCAGCUUACCAACAGCGACUUCGCCAUCACCGCCGGCCAGCCCUUCACCAUCACCUGGUCCGGUGCCACCGGUGCCGUCACCCUCAACCUGAAGAACGGCGCCAGCACCGACCUGAAGACCGUCGCCGCCAUCACCACUGGUGCUACUGGCAACUCCUUCACCUGGACCCCUUCUGCCAGCCUCCCCGCUGACACCUACGCCAUCGAGAUCACCGACGGCAGUGAGACCAACUACUCUGGUCAGUUCCAGAUCUCCGGUGCCUCCGGCGCGGCCACUGCCACCGGUGCCAGCUCCACUGCUGCUUCCGCUUCCGCUUCGGCCUCUGCUUCUGCUUCCGCCUCUGCGUCUGCUUCUGCCUCCGCUACCGUCACCGUCACCUCCGCCGCCUCUUCUACCGCCUCUGAGACUGCUGCCACCGUCUCCUCUGCCGCCAACUCCACCAUCGCUUCUACUGUUUCCACCAGCACCCGCGCCAGCACUCGCGUCUCCUCCACUACUGGUGCCACCACCUCCCCCACCACUGUCCCUGGCAGCGACUCUGUCCGCCUCGGCUCUCCCAUUGCCCUCAUCGGCCUCACCGUCGCCGCCAUGCUCUACUUCCAGUAA